UGACCUAUGUAACUGAAGAACUCAUCAUUCUCUUUGUAUCUUGGUACUGGAGGGAUAAAAUUGGUUUCUGUGAGCCCAAAACAGCAACUUGGAGACAAGCAGCAACGAAAUGGAGACCAGCCGAAUCCAUGAGAAGACUUCCCGUAACGAGUGGGAAGGAAAGGCUGAAGAUGAAGAUGGGGAAGGUCUGUGAUUUCUCAGAUCACAAGUCCUUCUCUGUGGUGCUUGACGAAUGCGGAUCGACCAUAGAGAAUACCACGCCAGUGGAGAAAUCAUCGCCCAACCAUGGCCUGGUCUCAGACCAGGCCUCCUAAAUUGGAAUGGAAAUAUUACAGGAAUAAGAUCUAUUACUGAAUGUGAAAGUGAGGAUGCACAGCGCUUGAGGUUCCAGAUAGAGCUGGAGUUUGUCCAGUGUCUGGCUAACCCCAACUACUUAUUGUUUCUUGCCCAGCGUGGGUACUUCAAGGAACAGACAUUCAUUAACUACCUGAAAUAUCUGCAGUACUGGAAAGAACCGGAGUAUGCAAAAUACCUAAAGUACCCCAUGUGCCUUUACUUUCUGGAUCUGCUACAGCACGAAAACUUUAGAAAAGAAAUUGUUAAUGGCCAAUGCUGUAAAUUCAUUGAUGAUCAAACUGUACUACACUGGCAGCACUACUCCCGCAAGCGUAUGAAACUUUUAGAAACUGGAAUUCAUCAGCAAGGCUCACAAACCCCAGUCUCACAGUCAACAGUAGUGUCUGGUGCUCCAACACCUGCUACUCUUCCCACUAACUUGUUAAAUGGUCAUGGACAGACUCAGAAAGUGUGAGGAAGGGAGCAUAUAAGCAUAUGAAGAUAGAUAAAUUUCUGCAACAAGGACUGUGCAUAAUUUGGGUAGGGAUAACCACAUUUUAACACAU
Molecule: messenger RNA, 902 nt
Organism: Cherax quadricarinatus
Lineage: Eukaryota; Metazoa; Arthropoda; Malacostraca; Decapoda; Parastacidae
Gene: MED31
Product: mediator complex subunit 31
Biological process (GO): regulation of transcription by RNA polymerase II
Cellular component (GO): mediator complex; core mediator complex
Molecular function (GO): transcription coregulator activity
Source: RefSeq, a predicted model, not a curated record